Messenger RNA from Thamnophis elegans (Western terrestrial garter snake), 1658 nucleotides. Its product is annotated as flavin-containing monooxygenase FMO GS-OX-like 2. The transcript is spliced from 6 exons. Gene Ontology annotation, molecular function: NADP binding; flavin adenine dinucleotide binding; N,N-dimethylaniline monooxygenase activity. Bases 188 to 1519 code for a protein of 443 amino acids. The record is from RefSeq and is a predicted model, not a curated record. NCBI's taxonomy places the organism in Eukaryota, Metazoa, Chordata, Lepidosauria, Squamata, Natricidae.
AGAGCGUGGAGAGGGAUCCAAAGCAGGCACCAGGAGGAGCCUGCAGUUAUUGCUGCUACCCCCGCCUCCUCCGUUCUGGCCCGGAGGAGUGAGAGGUCUGCUCGCCUUGGACUGCGCGUUUCCAACCACCAGGGACUGGGGGAGACUCGAGCUGCUGUGACCGGGCUACGAGCGACCCUUUUGCCAAAUGGUACCGACAAAACUGCGCGUGGCAGUCAUUGGGGCUGGAGCAGCGGGACUGUGUGCCGCGCGGCACAUCCUUGCCUCUUCUGAGAUUUUUGCUCCACCCGUGGUAUUUGAGUCCUCGGAUCGCUUGGGAGGCACCUGGAUUUACACAGAGGAGAAAGAAGAUGCCACGGGAAGAAUCAUCCAUUCCAGCAUGUACCGGGACCUCAGGACCAAUCUGCCCAAGGAAUCAAUGGCCUUUCCAGAUUUCCCCUUUGACCCAUCACUGCCUUCAUUCCUGCACCACUCGGAUGUUUUGGCCUACCUGGAUAGCUAUGCAGAGCAGUCUGGAGUCUGUGAGCAUAUCAGGUUCCAAUGGCAAGUGGAGGAGGUCAGGCCUGUCCCGAGGGAUGCAGGCAGCCUAGGUGGCUGGGAGAUCACAGCAACAGUGCAGCACCCAGAAUCAGCUCAGCAAGUCACAGAGAACUUUGAUGCCAUCAUGGUCUGCACUGGCCAUUACACUGUCCCAUUUAUACCUCCCAUUCCUGGGUUGGACUCUUUCCAAGGCCAUCUUUUACACAGCCACUCUUACCGCUAUCCAGAGCCCUUUGCCAACCAAUCUGUAGUGCUGGUAGGCGCUGGUCCAUCAGGAGUUGACCUGGCCUUGCAACUCUCUAAUGUAGCUGCUCAAGUGGUGCUCAGCCAUAAUAGGCAACAUGUGUGUGGGCUGCCUAAGGAAGUGAUACAGGUGCCCCCACUUCUGAAGGUGGGGCAAAAGACAGUGGUAUUCACAGACGGUUCCAAGAUGCCAGCCGACGUCUUGAUUCUCUGCACAGGCUACAAGUACAGCUUCCCUUUCUUGGACUUGGCCCAGUUGGGCUUACAAGAGACAGAUUAUGGAGUGGGGCCCCUCUACCAGCAUUUACUGCCCCCUCAGCACCCGUCUCUCUUCUUGAUCGGCCUUUGUCAGCAGAUCUGUCCUUUCCCGCACUUCUACUGCCAGGUGCUAUUUGCGCUGGCUGUGCUAAGUGGGCGCUGUUCCCUCCCUUCUGUGACCGACAUGGAGGCUGAAGUCGAAAGACAGCUGGGACUACAUUUGAAGAAGGGAGGGUUGGCUCGGUACUUCCUGAAGAUGAAGGAACAGCAGUGGAGCUAUAUGGAGGACCUAGCUCACCUUGCUGGAUUCCCACCUGUGCCACCUGCUGUCCAACAAAUUUAUGAAGAUACCCAUGCCAGCCGUCUCUGCAAUGUGAGCACCUAUCGUAGCAGAAACUAUCGGCUAUUGGGCCCAAGUGCUUGGGAGUUGGUGCAGGAUUGGGGUGAGAAUUGCAUGAAGACUGAAGAUGCAAAAUAAGGAUCCUUCCUUCCCAUGUAGCAUUCUUCUCUCUCCCUCUGUGUGGUUUUCCUUCUAAGGCCCAACUGCAGUCAGGGGAAGUUGGGCCAAGAAUUGCUGGGUGAGAUGAAGAAGGAAGCAAGUCCUCCCAUGGCAUCAU